This is a messenger RNA of Suricata suricatta (meerkat), 3948 nucleotides long. It is a transcript of the gene PI4KB, whose product is annotated as phosphatidylinositol 4-kinase beta. The coding region runs from base 671 to 3325 and encodes 884 amino acids. Lineage: Eukaryota; Metazoa; Chordata; Mammalia; Carnivora; Herpestidae. The record is from RefSeq and is a predicted model, not a curated record. Gene Ontology annotation, biological process: phosphatidylinositol phosphate biosynthetic process; phosphatidylinositol-mediated signaling. Gene Ontology annotation, cellular component: cytoplasm; membrane. Gene Ontology annotation, molecular function: 1-phosphatidylinositol 4-kinase activity. The transcript is spliced from 13 exons.
ACAUCAGGACACCUCUUGUAAUGCCCAUCCUUGUUUGCCCUUCCUCGUCGUCUGUGUUCCCGCCCCACACCUUUCCCACAGCCUCCACCUUCGUCCCAUUUUCCUAUUUUGCCCCUUUCCUGCGAUGUCUUCGUGCAACCCCAGCACCGGGCUCCCACUUCCCUGUGGCUCUCUUCCUCUGUUUCUGAUUCCAUUACCUCACUGCCACCCACCCAGCUCCUGGCUUCCAGGAAUCGUCCCUCCUCUCUCCUUAAAUCUCAGGGCCUCGUCGUCAUUCCCAAAGUACCGUUUGCAUUGUACUUUGACCUUAAUCCUUACCCUCUUCUCCGGAGUGCUUUAUGAGCCCUGCAACUUCCCUUGGCUUCCCCUUCACCCCGUCCCCAAAUCCCUCAACCUCUGGAGGUUUGUUCCCAUAGAAGAAACGAGAUCUGACAGUGCCCCUUCGCAGUCAGGAUUCCCUCAAGUCUCAGGGAUUUUGCUGAUCCUUGGGACACUUGACUGUGUUUUCCGCAUGGUCUUCUUCCUGUGCUCUCUGUUGCAUUCUCUGUCUUCACGUACCACUCAUUUCAGGAUCAGCUAAACCUUGAGCUGAGAAGAAAAUGUGUUGGGAGGAGGGGGAGCUUCUGCUGUCUCACUCGGGAUUUUCUGGACAGAGGGGUGUUUCCGAAGGAUGGAGCAAGUUUUGGAGAAGUCCCUAUCAGAUGACACUUUGUUGACUCGUCAGGAUCAGCCGCUGGGAGAGAUGAACAGGCCUGCCUGGAAACUGAAUGAGGCUGUGAAAAACCUGGAAGCUCGAAGUCUGGCGGUGGCCAUGGGAGACAUGGUGGUGGAACCUGCCCCCCUGAAGCCAGCUUCUGAGCCCACUCCUGGCCCACCAGGGAAUAGCGGGGGCUCCUUGCUAGGUGUCAUCACAGAAGGGGUCGGGGAACUAUCGGUGAUUGACCGCGAGGUGGCUCAGAAGGCCUGCCAGGAAGUGCUGGAGCAGGUCAAGCUUUUGCGUGGAGGCGUGGCCGUCUCCUGCUCCAGCACCCCACUGGAGCUGGUCAAUGGGGAUACUUUGGACAGCUCCAUCCGUUGCCUGGAUGACCCACCUUCUCAGAUACAGGAGGAAGAAGAUGAAAUGGGGGCCACCGUGGCCUCGGGCACGGCCAAGGGGACGAGGAGGCGGCGGCAGAACAACUCAGCCAGACAAUCCUGGCUGCUGAGGCUGUUUGAGUCAAAACUGUUUGACAUCUCCAUGGCCAUCUCCUACCUGUACAACUCCAAGGAGCCCGGAGUGCAGGCCUACAUUGGCAACCGGCUCUUCUGCUUUCGCGAUGAGGAUGUGGAUUUCUAUCUGCCCCAGCUGCUUAACAUGUACAUCCACAUGGACGAGGACGUAGGUGACGCCAUCAAGCCCUACAUAGUGCACCGUUGCCGCCAGAGCAUUAACUUUUCCCUGCAGUGCGCCCUGCUGCUCGGGGCCUACUCCUCAGACAUGCACAUUUCCACUCAGCGACACUCCCGUGGGACCAAGCUCCGGAAGCUGAUCCUCUCAGACGAGCUGAAGCCAGCUCACCGAAAGAGGGAGCUGCCCUCUUUGAGCCCAGCACCUGACAUGGGGCUGUCUCCCUCUAAGAGGACUCACCAGCGCUCCAAGUCCGAUGCCACCGCCAGCAUAAGUCUUAGCAGCAACCUGAAACGAACAGCCAGCAACCCUAAAGUGGAGAACGAGGAUGAGGAGCUCUCCUCCAGCACCGAGAGUAUUGAUAAUUCAUUCAGUUCCCCUGUCAGACUGGCUCCUGAGCGAGAAUUCAUCAAGUCCCUGAUGGCAAUUGGCAAGCGGCUGGCCACACUCCCCACCAAGGAGCAGAAGACACAACGGCUGAUCUCAGAGCUCUCCCUGCUCAACCAUAAGCUCCCUGCCCGAGUGUGGCUGCCCACUGCUGGCUUCGAUCACCACGUGGUCCGGGUGCCCCACACCCAGGCUGUUGUCCUCAACUCCAAGGACAAGGCUCCCUACCUGAUCUAUGUGGAAGUCCUUGAAUGUGAAAACUUUGACACCACCAACGUCCCUGCCCGGAUACCCGAGAACCGGAUUCGGAGCACACGGUCAGUGGAGAACCUGCCCGAAUGCGGUAUCACCCAUGAGCAGCGGGCAGGCAGCUUCAGCACCGUGCCCAACUACGACAACGAUGACGAGGCUUGGUCGGUGGACGACAUAGGCGAGCUGCAGGUGGAGCUCCCUGAGGUGCACACCAACAGCUGUGACAACAUCUCCCAGUUCUCUGUGGACAGCAUCACCAGCCAGGAGAGCAAGGAGCCUGUGUUCAUAGCCGCAGGGGACAUCCGACGGCGGCUCUCGGAGCAGCUGGCUCACACCCCCACGGCCUUCAGACGAGACCCGGAAGACCCUUCUGCAGUUGCUCUCAAAGAGCCCUGGCAGGAGAAAGUAAGGCGCAUCAGAGAGGGCUCCCCCUAUGGCCACCUCCCCAAUUGGCGGCUUCUGUCAGUCAUUGUCAAGUGUGGGGAUGACCUUCGGCAGGAGCUCCUGGCCUUCCAGGUGUUGAAGCAACUGCAGUCCAUUUGGGAACAGGAGCGAGUGCCCCUGUGGAUCAAGCCAUACAAGAUCCUUGUGAUUUCGGCCGACAGCGGCAUGAUUGAACCCGUGGUCAACGCUGUGUCCAUUCACCAGGUGAAGAAGCAGUCACAGCUCUCCCUGCUCGAUUACUUCCUGCAGGAACAUGGCAGCUACACCACCGAGGCGUUCCUCAGUGCCCAGCGCAAUUUUGUGCAAAGUUGUGCUGGCUACUGCUUGGUCUGCUACCUGCUACAAGUGAAGGACAGACACAAUGGAAACAUCCUUUUGGAUGCAGAAGGCCACAUCAUCCACAUCGACUUUGGCUUCAUCCUGUCCAGCUCACCCCGAAACCUGGGCUUUGAGACAUCAGCCUUUAAGCUGACCACAGAGUUUGUGGACGUGAUGGGGGGCCUGGAUGGCGACAUGUUCAACUACUACAAGAUGCUGAUGUUGCAGGGGCUGGUCGCUGCUCGAAAGCACAUGGACAAAGUGGUACAGAUCGUCGAGAUCAUGCAGCAAGGUUGUUGCCGUUGCUCAGGAGCAUCCCUGUCUGGCCCCGUGAUGACGGUGGCCCAGAUCAUCUGCUCCCAGCUGCCUUGCUUCCACGGCUCCAGCACCAUCCGAAACCUCAAGGAGCGGUUCCACAUGAGCAUGACCGAGGAGCAGCUGCAGCUGCUGGUGGAGCAGAUGGUGGACGGUAGCAUGCGCUCCAUCACCACCAAACUCUAUGACGGCUUCCAGUACCUCACCAACGGCAUCAUGUGACAUCCUCCUCCUCAGGCCCCAGAGAGGUGGGGAGGUGGGGGGGGGGCCUCCCUGGGAGGGCCCUCGUCCCAGAAACCCCAGACCAGGAAGCCCCACCCACGGGAAGUGGAAAGCAAGAAAUACAGAGGAUCAUGUGGUAACUGGAGAGCGUGCCGCUGGGCCCUGGCGGUGGCGGCGUCCCCAUUGGACAGACCACAGGCCUCAGUGCCCUCUAGAGGACAGAGGUGAUAGGUGAGAGGGGUGCUGGGGCCUUUCUUCUCCUCACCAGGGUCCACAAGUUCUUUCCACAGGCUGUCCUUACUGUGCUGGGUCCCAGGAAGGAAGGAGGGGGGACAGUAGAUUCUUGGGACUUGGGACUUGAUCCUGUGGUUGGCCUUUGGCUGUGCUGCUGCCCACCUCUGUCCCCUCCCAGCGGCCAGCUCUGGCUAGGGUCCUGCACUCAUGGCCAGUGUGGCUGGUGCCCAUCCCAGAGGCGAGGAAGGGAAGGACCAGGACCCUUCCUGUGGGGGAGGGGACCAGCCACAGGGACUUCCUUGGCCUGAUCCCUUCCCCACAUCCAGGGAAAGAGCUCUCAACUUUUUAUUUUUAAUUUUUCUUUGAAAUAAAGUCCUUAGUUAGCCAUC